This is a messenger RNA of Chaetura pelagica (chimney swift), 969 nucleotides long. RefSeq names its product BRCA1/BRCA2-containing complex, subunit 3 (gene BRCC3). The coding region runs from base 1 to 738 and encodes 245 amino acids. Lineage: Eukaryota; Metazoa; Chordata; Aves; Apodiformes; Apodidae. Gene Ontology annotation, cellular component: BRCA1-A complex; BRISC complex. Gene Ontology annotation, molecular function: metallopeptidase activity; polyubiquitin modification-dependent protein binding; cysteine-type deubiquitinase activity. Gene Ontology annotation, biological process: double-strand break repair. The record is from RefSeq and is a predicted model, not a curated record. The transcript is spliced from 8 exons.
AUGCUCACCGACCAGCCGGGGCUGUCCAGCCGCGUGGCGAGGGAAGCUCCAGCUUUGGUUGACACCAGCCGGAUUGUUCACAUCCACUCCGUGAUCAUCCUGCGUCGCUCUGAUAAGAGGAAAGACCGUGUGGAGAUUUCUCCAGAGCAGCUUUCAGCUGCUUCCACGGAAGCAGAGAGAUUGGCUGAGAUGACAGGACGCCCCAUGAGGGUGGUGGGCUGGUAUCACUCCCACCCUCACAUCACUGUCUGGCCCUCACAUGUUGAUGUCCGCACACAAGCCAUGUAUCAGAUGAUGGACCAAGGUUUUGUUGGGCUCAUCUUCUCCUGCUUCAUUGAGGACAAAAACACAAAGACAGGCAGGAUUCUCUACACCUGUUUCCAGUCCAUUCAGGCCCAGAAGAGCUCAGAGUAUGAGAGGAUUGAAAUUCCUAUUCAUGUUGUCCCCCAUGAAACCAUUGGGAAAGUGUGUCUAGAGUCAGCUGUAGAGCUGCCCAAGAUCCUUUGCCAAGAAGAGCAAGAUGCCUACAGGAGAAUUCACAGCCUCACCCAUCUUGACUCCGUCACCAAGAUCCAUAAUGGCUCAGUGUUCACAAAGAACCUCUGCAGCCAGAUGUCUGCCAUCAGUGGGCCACUGCUCCAGUGGCUGGAAGACAGACUGGAGCAGAACAAGCAGAGAGUGCAGGAGCUGCAGCAGGAGAAGGAGCAGCUUCUGGAGGAACUGGCUGCUUUAGAGUGAAGGAGGAAAUGCAGACCCUUCAGAAAAGACAUGAAAAAACCCCCUCCACAAGACCUCCUGGCUGAAGGGUGGCCCCACAUUGCCUUACAGUGCAGAUACCAGCUGUGCCUCUUCUCCUGUCCCAUGCAGCAAGGAGCACUUCCACAGGAGAAGGGUUGAUCUGCCUCAGCUGGAUGGGAAGCAGUGGCCUCUCUCCAGGUGUUGCAUGAUGCAGUGCACUUCUAGCUCAGU